Helobdella robusta is the source of this 543-nucleotide messenger RNA. RefSeq lists its product as hypothetical. Lineage: Eukaryota; Metazoa; Annelida; Clitellata; Rhynchobdellida; Glossiphoniidae. Bases 1 to 543 code for a protein of 180 amino acids. The transcript has 7 exons. The record is from RefSeq and is a predicted model, not a curated record.
AUGUCAUUUUUCGGAAAAGCUAAGGAGAGCUGCUCGAAGAGUGCAUGUUGUGCCAACGAAAAGUUACAAGAAGGUUCAAAAGUAGCCUCAGAAAAAGCUGGCGAAGUUAAAGAUGAAGCUUGCGAAAAAAUUAAAGAAGGCGCCAAAUGUGUGGAGACGAAGGUUCAGGGUGGGGUGGACGCUGCUAAUAAGAAAGUUGGAGUUAUGUCCUUUCUUCAAAAAUUUACUCAAAAGGCAAAUGAGAAAUUAGAGGAGGGUGUCAAAGGAUUGAAUGAAGGAAUCGAAGGUUGUGUAAACAGUGUGAAUGAAGGUCUCAAAAGUGCCUCUGACUCUCUUGAAGGCUUGAGUAACACGGCUAAUGAGAAACUUCAAAAAGGCGUGAAAUCAGCCAACGCAACAGUGGAAGGUAUCAACACGUCAGUUCAGUCGGGCGUCGAUGUUACCAACCAGAAAAUUGAAGGAUUCAACAGUUCACUUCAAUCAGGCGUAGAUGCAACCAAUCGUAAGCUUGAAGGUCUCAGGAGAGACAGAUUUCCAUUUUAA